GUUAGGCAAUGGUCAAAUGGCUGAUCCCCAGUUUAUCAAUAUGAAUACGAUAAAUGGAAAAACAAUUUCUCCCUCAUUGCCCAAGCCAUACACUGGUAGAGUAGAUUUCGUUGGUAACCUAAGCCAAGGCCAUGCUUGGUUUGUGAUCAAAAACCUGACAAGUAAUGAUACCGAUGUGUACAUUGCAAGGAUAAGUUAUGGUGAUGUCUCGGAACUACAGUCAUAUUCUGUUGAAUUGUCAGUGAAAGAUGGGUCAGAUCAAGUGCAGAAAUCAGAAAUCGUUACAGUUUCAAGCAACCAUACGAAUAACACAAUGAAAGCAAGCUCGCAAACUCCUCGUCCAUCUUCAUCGGAAGCAACAUCCAUAACGCCUCAUUACUUGUUUACGUUGUUUUUAGUUCUCACAGGACAAUUGGUAUGGUUAAAGAGGCACUUGGAUGAAAACGCUCCGAUUUUUGAAAGUUCGAAAAAUUUAAGUAUUUGAGGAUAAUAUGACUCAAUUGUAAUUAUGAACACCAAAUUAGUGACAAUUUUAGACUGGGAGCUGCUUGGUAUUGAGAUAUAUUGAGUUAAAAGCGAAAAGAACAAAAGGGUUGAGUAAAUAACGCCAUUUACUCACAAUUUAGAUGCUUAAUGAAAUUAUUAUUUUUUCCAUGUUGCUUGGCUACUGUCUGGGCCAUAUAGACAAGUUUAAUCAAGUUUAAAGAUAUUUAUAAUUUUCAUUGAUUUAUAUCCAAGUGCCCCUUUAAAUAAUAACUUUAUUAUGACGUUGCUCGCGCCAUCGUCAAUGUGUAUAUAAAGUGGUAGUAAGUACAAUGGUACUGUGAAUAGAAUGAGAGCUUUACAGGCCUACAUGACAAUGCUCAACAUUUGUUAGCAUCGAACCAGUGCAUUUAUGCAAUGCGGCGUCGCGCAAAAAUAUAAAGAGACUGCAAGGAAAACCGCACAUUAGAGCGAAUUCGUAUAUCACACUUUAGCAUGCUAAUGAGGUCUGCUAAUAUUCAAAUACAAAAACAAUAAUUAAAAAAGACACGAAUUGGAAACACUGCACAACUGUUUGACGUUAUAGGGAAAUUAGAGCAUUUUAUACCAUUAUUUUAUUAACAAAACAUGAAAGUUUCAAUUCAUUCAAAUAAAUCAUUCUACAUUUCUUCGACGAAUUUCUACAGUUUUUACUUGAAAAGUCUCUCUSUUUAG
Actinia tenebrosa (Australian red waratah sea anemone) is the source of this 1197-nucleotide messenger RNA. RefSeq names its product immunoglobulin superfamily member 10. NCBI's taxonomy places the organism in Eukaryota, Metazoa, Cnidaria, Anthozoa, Actiniaria, Actiniidae. Gene Ontology annotation, biological process: homophilic cell-cell adhesion. The record is from RefSeq and is a predicted model, not a curated record. Gene Ontology annotation, cellular component: plasma membrane.